AUGAAAUCUUUGCCAGCAACACGCCACACCGCCGAACUGCAGUACAUUGUCGAGCAAACUCCAACCGUCCUGUCUAGGCUUCUACGAUAUCCUUGUGUCCUCUUUGCUGCACUGCACGAAACACGCACGAGAAAUCGGCCCCUCGUCGGCGUCGAAAAUUACACCAUAUACUGCGGCGAUGCUGAUGAGAAGAAAGUAGGUGGCUGUGCGAUGGCUGUGAGGAACGAUCACAACACUCUGGUGGAGGAAUUUGGCUCAACGUCGUCUAGAUGCUUCGACUAUGUACGGUUUCCGUAA
Messenger RNA from Necator americanus (New World hookworm), 297 nucleotides. RefSeq lists its product as uncharacterized. The transcript has a single exon. The record is from RefSeq and is a predicted model, not a curated record. The coding region runs from base 1 to 297 and encodes 98 amino acids. Lineage: Eukaryota; Metazoa; Nematoda; Chromadorea; Rhabditida; Ancylostomatidae.